This is a messenger RNA of Rangifer tarandus platyrhynchus (Svalbard reindeer), 462 nucleotides long. NCBI's taxonomy places the organism in Eukaryota, Metazoa, Chordata, Mammalia, Artiodactyla, Cervidae. The record is from the annotation of a GenBank genome assembly.
AUGAGACACGUUGCAAAAAAAAAGCAACAUCGACUAAGGCAGCUCAAAGACUCUGUCGUGAACAGCUUUCCAUCAGAUCGCCUGACCUUGAAGGAACAUGGAGAGUCCACUGUCUCAGGUUUGGGAAGCUGGAUGCCUCACAGGGCGCCACGGUUGCGAACGAGCCUCGUGCCCACCUGCCGGCUGACUUACCCCGUGUGUGUCUACUCCCUGAGCUCACGGACCCCACGCUCUGCCAUCAAAGCGUCACACAGAGUGAUCCUUACACAGAGGACCCAGUCUCCAACCAGAGAGGCCGGUGGCCCAGGCACAGCUUAUCCUGCAACCACGUUCAAUAACCAAUCAGUCAGACAAGUGACAAAACUUCCCUUCUCUUCGUGCCAGUGUAGACGCAGUAGUUUGACUUCUAUUUUUAGUUCCAUUCAACAUGCUUUGGGAAAUGAUGUCAUGUUUCUGAAUUAA